This is a messenger RNA of Rhododendron vialii, 2471 nucleotides long. Its product is annotated as probable inactive purple acid phosphatase 27. The record is from RefSeq and is a predicted model, not a curated record. Bases 142 to 2136 code for a protein of 664 amino acids. The transcript has 11 exons. Gene Ontology annotation, molecular function: acid phosphatase activity; metal ion binding. Lineage: Eukaryota; Viridiplantae; Streptophyta; Magnoliopsida; Ericales; Ericaceae.
AGAGAGAGAGAGAGAGAGAGAGAGAGGGGACCAGAAAAAUGGACGCCUACAAGCUCCUUCCGGACAUGAUAGGGAAUCUUUACGGAAUCAACCAAUUUCAAUUACAAAAUCCCCAUACGCAUCGCCGACUAGUGGAAUCGCAUGUCCAACAAGUUCAGAAAAAUGGACGCCCACAAGGUCCUUCCGAACAUCUUGUUCAAUCUGUUAAUUGUUUUCGGCUCCAAUUUGGUUUCGGGCCACAUAACAAGAACCCCUAACCCAAUCGGCGAGCAGCCGCUUUCGCAAAUAGCAAUCGAAAAGGCCGUUGUCGCGCUCCAUGAUCUGGCCUCAAUUAAUGCUCACCCGCUGGUUCUUGGCGUCGAGGGCGAGGAUACUCAAUGGGUUAAUGUUGAUCUGGAGUACUCAGAACCAUCACAAAAUGAUUGGGUUGGUGUCUUUUCGCCUGCCAAGUUCAACUCAUCAAAUUGUUAUGAUGCUGAUGAUUACAAAGAACAAAGCCCAUACAUAUGCUCGGCCCCCAUAAAGGCUUGUGUUUUUAUAAGUGAUUGGCAAGAUUUAAUGGAUCGUGAAUUAUUGUGCUUCAAUUUCUCUUUCCAUUUUAGAUCGCCUAAAUUGUUUUUCUUACAGUACAAAUAUGCAAAUUUCUCCAACUCUGGAUAUACAAAUACGGGCAAAGCUUCUCUAAAGUUCGAGUUGAUAAAUCAGCGAGCAGACUUCUCCUUUGCAUUAUUUACAGGCGGGUUGUCGUAUCCAAAAUUGGUGGCAGUUUCAAAUAUCAUAACCUUUGCUAAUCCUAAAGCACCCCUUUAUCCACGCCUUGCCCUAGGGAAGUCUUGGGAUGAAAUGACAGUAACAUGGACAAGUGGCUAUAACAUAGACAAAGCCAUCCCUUUUGUCGAGUGGGGUUUCCAAGGAGAUCUUCAAAGGCACUCACCAGCUGGCACAUUGACAUUUCACCGGAACAGCAUGUGUGGCUCACCUGCACGGACAGUUGGCUGGCGGGAUCCGGGUUUCAUCCACACCAGUUUCUUAAAGGACUUGUGGCCAAACUCCAUGUAUACUUACAGGAUGGGCCAUCUGUUAUCAGAUGGUUCAUAUGUCUGGAGCAAGAUUUAUUCAUUCAAAUCUUCCCCAUAUCCAGGCCAAGACUCGUUACAGCGUGUUAUAAUAUUCGGUGACAUGGGGAAGGCAGAGCGUGAUGGAUCAAAUGAGUAUAGUAAUUAUCAACCGGGUUCGCUUAAUACUACAGACCAACUCAUCAAGGACCUAAAGAACAUUGACAUUAUUUUCCACAUAGGAGAUAUCACGUACUCCAAUGGAUAUAUCUCACAGUGGGACCAAUUCACAUCACAGGUGGAACCUCUUGCAUCAACUGUACCAUAUAUGGUUGCAAGUGGCAAUCAUGAGCGUGAUUGGCCAGGGACAGGAUCUUUUUACGACACUCAAGACUCAGGUGGGGAAUGCGGCGUACUAGCUGAAACCAUGUUCUAUGUUCCUGCAGAGAAUAGAGCUAAGUUUUGGUACUCAGCUGAUUAUGGCAUGUUUCACUUCUGCAUAGCUGAUACUGAGCAUGACUGGAGAGAGGGUUCUGAACAGUACAGGUUCAUUGAGCAUUGUCUUGCAUCAGCAGAUAGGCAAAAACAGCCGUGGUUGAUCUUUGCUGCUCACCGUGUUCUUGGUUAUUCUUCCGAUAAGUGGUAUGGUUUAGAGGGUUCGUUUGAAGAGCCCAUGGGAAGGGAAAGCUUGCAGAGGCUCUGGCAGAAGUACAAGGUGGAUAUAGCAUUUUUUGGUCACGUUCAUAACUACGAGAGAACUUGCCCAAUUUAUCAGAACCAAUGUGUGAACUCAGAAAAAUCGCACUACUCUGGCACCGUGAACGGAACUAUCCACGUUGUCGUUGGCGGAGCAGGAAGCCACUUGUCAGAGUACAGCCAAAUCACUCCCAGUUGGAGCCUCUACAGAGAUUAUGACUUCGGGUUUGUGAAAUUGACAGCAUUUAGCCACUCGUCUCUUCUGUUCGAGUACAAGAAGAGCAGAGAUGGAAACGUGUAUGAUUCAUUCACCAUCUCAAGGGACUACCGAGAUGUUCUCGCCUGCGUACACGAUGGCUGUGAAGCUACCACUUUAGCUUCUUGAGCCCACGUUGGGACACUCAUUGAAGGAAGCCUUUUGAUGGUUAUGUAACAUAAUAAGCUUCCUAUUAUUCCAGUUGUGCCAUAAGGUAUUGUCUAGAAGGAUCCGGGGUCUUCCAGUACUUAAAGUACAGCAGGCCCCCAAAUCCUAUUUAGUACCGGUAGUUUGUGAGUAAACACCAGUGCUCGGGAAAAUAGAAAAAUGUUUGCUUUUUUGGUGCUUCGUAAAAUUGGGCCAGUUUGAAUUCCGUCCUUAGAAUCUUAAUUGUAUCAUUUUCCUAUCAUUGUUUUAAUGUUCGAAAGAUCAAUAUUAUCCUUGCCGUCACUUGAUUAACGGAA